AUGGCUCGUUCGCUUCCGGAAUGCGUCGACACGUUGAUUAUUGGCAACGGGCCGUCAGCCCUCAUCCUCUCCUACAUCCUACACGGCCAUAUUCCCUACUACAUCGGAGGCCAUCAUGACGCGAUACUCGACGCGAAACUGCAGAAUUCACCAAACCUGCUUCACCUGACGCCGGAUCUGUACGCGCAUUUCUUGUCCUCCCUACGCUACUCGACCCAAGCGCUGCCGGUCAAUACGCUGCUCGAUACCCUUGUUCGACCCAAUGCCGAUACCGAGCUGAAUCCCAAAUCAUGCAUUGAAUGGCGGUACGAGCCUGACAAGGCCAUUCCACAUGUUGCAAUUGGAGAUACAGCCCAUGCAGGCGGACAGUGGGCGGAAAACCCGGUCUCCGCGAGCGCGGAUAUUGGCACAUUGAGCUAUGCGGAACAGUUAAGCCUCCCGGGCUAUUCGUAUGCAGACCAUCUGGCCAAGAGCGGAAGGGAAGACGAGGCGGAGUUCGUACGGCCUUCGAGGGUCGAGGUUGCGGAUUACCUGAGGACAUAUCCGGAGGCGGUGGGCAUAGCCGAUAGCAUAUACACGGGGCUGAAAGUCGAACAUGUGCAUCGAACAGUACGCGGAUUUUCUGUCGGGAGUCUCGGGAUUCGAUGCAAGCAUCUCGUACUUGCGUCCGGUAUCUUCACAGUCAACAUCCCGCCACCACUCUACCUCGCGCCCGUCGCACAGAUGGACUCGCAAGAAGCCCCAUUACUCGUCAUUGGAUCUGGAUUCUCCGCUGCUGACGUUAUCAUAUCGGCGCCGCCAACUCGAAGGAUCGUACACAUCUUCCAGUGGGCUCCUGAGAAGCGUCCAUCUCCAUUACGAGGCUGUCACCACACCGCAUACCCCGAGUAUGCAACCGUAUACCGCCAAAUGAAGCUUGCAGCGAUUACGGCUAAGAAGAAAACAGUAAAGUCUCCUUCUAUACGGCGCAAAUCAAAUCCGUUUCAGCAACGCGACUGGACUCUCUACGAAGGCCUGCCUAAUGCCGAGGUUGUCAGUGCGUCUACCUCUGGAAAUAUAGCAACCGUAGUACUACGACUAUCUUCAGGAGAAACUAUCACACGUGAUAUAGGCGGUCUAGCAUACGUCGUCGGUCGACGCGGAACCUUGGAUUUCCUCUCCCCAGAACUGUGCGCUGAGAUUCUAACUUCGCCCGACCACAUGAGCCCCGACCCAUCGUCUGGUCAUCUAAUUUCAGGUCGAACACUCCGUGCCAAAGCCGAAGCUACAUCUCUCGAAGUAGCUAAAGACAUCUUCAUAAUCGGAAGUCUCACGGGCGACUCUCUCAUCAGACAUGCAAUUGGUGGUUGCGUCUUCGCCGCUGGUCGGAUCUUAGGCGCAAUACCAACUAUCUACUCUCCUGAUAGUACGCCCUCGCCAACCUCUUCAACCUCUCGGUCUGCAUCGCCGGCUUCCACGUCUGAUACUGAGAUUGCUGUUGAGGAUGUGCAAAACAGUCCUCAGAAGGAGCGAAGUGGAACGCGCACACCGGGUGAACUGACAAAUGGGCAUGCGGAUCUGCAUGUUGAUCGGAGAAAGCUUGUUAGGGCGGUGGAGACAGCUCACGUGGAGAAUAGGUAUUGGGUUGACUCUGGGUGGUGGGCUGGUGGAUUGGGGCCAGGGAGGAGUUGA
This is a messenger RNA of Alternaria atra, 1671 nucleotides long. RefSeq lists its product as uncharacterized. The record is from RefSeq and is a predicted model, not a curated record. The transcript is spliced from 2 exons. The coding region runs from base 1 to 1671 and encodes 556 amino acids. Lineage: Eukaryota; Fungi; Ascomycota; Dothideomycetes; Pleosporales; Pleosporaceae.